UUGUUCUUUAAAGAAAUCAUAACCUUUUAACAAUUUUUAAGUGUGUCUAGCAUUUCCACACGUAAAUUUUGGAAAGAACAACAAAACUUUUCGUGCUUAGCACGAACAGGAUAUGACUUUCCUACUGGCCAGGUCAUAACUACAGGCGACAAUGAUAUAAGAAUCCGCUAUUGCCUCGUCCCUCCCUCCCAUAAAUGCAAUCCUCUGUGCUUAGCACCAUGUCAACCGAAACUGCAUCCUCCGAUCUCACCAUCAACCCUUUGGAACAUCUCCAGGUCACCCUCAAUCCCGAUGGCACCCUCAACCGCGACCGCCGCUUCAUACCGGUCACCUCCGCCGCACCCAAUCCCACCUCUCCCACCAGUCCAGUCCUCUCCAAGGACGUCCCCAUCAACCCUGCGCACAACACCUGGGCCAGGAUCUUCCUACCCCACCGUGCACCGUCGUACUCCAAGGAGAAACUCCCCCUCAUAGUUUACUACCACGGCGGGGGAUUUAUCCUCUACAGUGCCGCUUCGACGGUGUUCCACGAGUUUUGUGUCACUCUGGCGAGCGAGCUCUCUGCUGUCGUCGUGUCGGUGGAGUAUCGCCUCGCCCCAGAGCACCGGCUCCCCAUGGCGUACGAUGACGCGGUGGAGGCGCUGCACUGGGUUAAAGCCACCCGAGACGAGUGGCUUGUGGACCACGCGGAUCUCUCCACGUGCUAUCUCAUGGGCACCAGCGCGGGCGCAAACUUGGCCUUCCAUUCGGGGCUGCGUGCAUCCGCGUCGCACGGCGACCUCAAACCGUUGAAGAUCCGAGGGCUGAUACUGCACCACCCCUUCCUCAGCGGCACCCAGAGGACGCCGUCAGAGCUGAGGCUGGCGAACAACAAGAUGCUGCCACUGGUGGUCAACGAUUUCAUGUGGGAGAUGUCGCUGCCGGUUGGUGUUACUCGCGACCACGUGCACUGUAAUCCAAUGGUGGACGGUGGCUCCAAGCUCUCGGAAGGAGUGGGUAAGAUGAGGUCACUGGGGUGGAGGCUACUGGUCAUCGGCUGCGACGGAGACCCGCUAAUCGAUCGACAAGUGGAAUUCGCGAAAAUGUUGCAAGAGAAGGGAGUGAGUGUGGCGAGGGAUUUCACGGAGGGUGGACAUCAUGCGAUCGAGGUCAGGGAACCGGACGAGAGGAAGCCUCUGGUCCAAACCUUAAAGAGUUUCCUGUCGACGACUGUGACUGAUCAGGGCGUGGUCCGUCCACCGGAUGGGAUCUCCACGCAAAAUGUAGCCUGAGAUUUCUCUUUGUUUAUCACGUUGUAUGAAAGUGAAAGGGUUGCGACGGUUCUAGACCUCUCGAUCGUGCAUGCAGUUAUUUCUCGCCUGUAUUGGAGCCCUAUCGCCUUUAAGACUUGAGUAUACAUCUAAUGAACAAUGUGGUUUCUCGUUGGUUCACUA
Messenger RNA from Syzygium oleosum, 1433 nucleotides. RefSeq names its product carboxylesterase 1-like. Bases 195 to 1271 code for a protein of 358 amino acids. Gene Ontology annotation, molecular function: hydrolase activity. The transcript has a single exon. NCBI's taxonomy places the organism in Eukaryota, Viridiplantae, Streptophyta, Magnoliopsida, Myrtales, Myrtaceae. The record is from RefSeq and is a predicted model, not a curated record.